Messenger RNA from Colletotrichum paranaense, 1563 nucleotides. Its product is annotated as HET domain-containing protein. Lineage: Eukaryota; Fungi; Ascomycota; Sordariomycetes; Glomerellales; Glomerellaceae. The transcript has 2 exons. The record is from RefSeq and is a predicted model, not a curated record. The coding region runs from base 1 to 1563 and encodes 520 amino acids.
AUGCGGCUAUUACAUACGACUACACUUGAAUUGCGAGAGUUUUCCGGCACAGAUAUACCUCCAUAUGGCAUCCUGUCCCACACUUGGGGGCGCAACGAGUUCACAUUCAAAGAUCUUCAGACGGAUGGAUAUUGCGGUGGGAUCACGAAAAUCGAUGGCCUCUGUCGUGUCGCUCGGGGCGAAGAGCUUUCCUGGGUUUGGAUAGACACUUGCUGCAUAGACAAAAGCAGCAGUGCUGAGCUAUCCGAGGCCAUCAAUUCUAUGUUUCAAUGGUACAAGCGGGCAGUAGCAUGCUACGUUUUCCUUGAAGAUUGCGAGAUCGAAAAGCUCGAUGGAGAAGGUCCUGAACAUUUGAAUAUCCCGAUAAAUCCAUUCAGCCCACUACCUCCGACACGUGCUGAGGACACCGACGUCAAGAAUUCCUACAAUUUUGUUGAUCUGAUUCACGACAUAACGAGUAUCAAUGUUAUCGCACUAUCCACGGAAUUCGAAGCUGUGCAUCAGAAUUUCUCCGUUGCUGAGAAGAUGAGUUGGGCAGCGAAGAGAGAAACUACCCGGAUAGAGGAUAAAGCUUACUCCCUCAUGGGCCUGUUCGACGUCAAUAUGCCGUUGCUGUACGGAGAAGGUGAAAAUGCUUUCUUCAGGCUCCAGGAAGAAAUCAUCAAGAAGACUGACGAUGAGUCAAUAUUUUCUUGGGGCUACGGAGAAGACUUCACAUCUGCGGGCGGACUGUUUGCCAGGUCUCCAGCCGACUUUCUCAAAUGCAGGGAUGUCACAAUUGGUGAGAUCAGCAACAGCCCUCACUAUUACUUAACGAACAAAGGUCUUUAUAUCCAGGCACGCAUCUCACACACAGAUCCAGUCUUGGGACCUUUCUUCUACGCCAUGAUACACUGCACGGAUAGGAAUUUGGCUUCAACGAAGCACUGUAUAGCUAUUCCUCUCUGCUACUCAGGCAACCUCAUCUUCCGCCCCCCUGAAGCUAUACCUUUCAUGAUUGAGGAAGGUAGCAGCAGGACCGCUUUCAGCAAGGAUCUCGUCAGUCUUUACAUCAACCUUACCCGAGAUCCCAACAAUUCCAAAACAUUUCCGAAGCCGGGAUAUAUGUUGACACAGUUGGAGCCAUGCUCAACUAUUCAAAUGGCUUCUAUCUAUCUACCCUGGAACUCACUUGUGGAAGUCUAUCCUCCGAACUGGCGUCCACUGUAUAAUAAAACUUCACGACCAGUGACAGUAGUACGAAAUUUGGGGUCACCAACAACAUCCGCAACCGUCUGGAUGAGAUUUUCACCCAAAAAAUGGGCGGUCUCUCGCUCUCUCGCCUUGCGACUAGAUUUAGUUUGGAUGUUGGGAUCUCGGAAGAAUUCGAAUCGCCUUGGGCUAGCGCUGAAGUCUGUAAAAUCCCUUGUGAAGCUUAUACCAGGGGAAAAGCCACUGUUCGUGGACAUCUUAGAGAACGGUUUAUUGGGUUGGGAGGAGAGUGCGCCUUGGGGAGAACGCCAGGUGAGUGUCUACUGGGCGCAAGGUGAAUUCGAGGGCAACAUUCGUUUGUACUUUAGCUAG